Molecule: messenger RNA, 624 nt
Organism: Salvelinus namaycush (lake trout)
Lineage: Eukaryota; Metazoa; Chordata; Actinopteri; Salmoniformes; Salmonidae
Exons: 2
Coding region: 1-624 (207 amino acids)
Source: RefSeq, a predicted model, not a curated record
AUGGUUCAGAUUCAAACAUUGAACAAUAUGGCGGAGCUGAGAACUUCUAGGUUUGGUUGUCCCUCACCCAGGCACGGACUCAAGCUCCUUUUCUGGUUCGCCAAAGAUUACAUCGUCAUCAAAAAUGACAACCAGAUGGUUGCAAAUUACGACCCCAAAGAGGGAGGCUUUGGUUUCCGUCUCUUCGAGAACAGACUUCAGUGUGACAACAACAUCUGCAAGAAGCUGCUUCCUGAUGAUGGCUACACAUUCUAUGAGGUGGGCAACCUCCACCCCCCAGCAUCUAAAUCCAUGCCUAAUUAUGUCAGUGAGGACUACACUCAUCACAUAGAUACCAGCAACAUGGACCGCCUCAUCAUCAGUAUGCGUCCAGACAGGACAGUGGAUAAGGUCUAUGUGACCCAGCACGAGGACCUGAAGAACUUCGCCCCACUCAACACAUAUUGCAUCAGCAGGGAGUUGAUCAUGAUCAUAUGUGGCCAUCCAUCCACAGACAUGUCACUGAGUAACUUCCUGGAACAGGCGGGCUAUUCCACCCACGAGCAAUAUAUGGAACAGCACUCCAGACUGACGGAAGAGGAGAAAGAGAUGGAGAGUGAUGGAGAAAAACAAAGAGAGGUAUGA